AACCUACACCCGACUCUGAAGAUGCACUUACGGCAAUGGUAGACCAAUCAAACCCGAGCUGCAGUAACCGCAUUAAUGGGGAAAAUUAUUGCAGUCGACUGCGCCGGUACCCGCAUUGAAGCCCCGUGCGCAGCAUGGGCGCUCCCGUCGCGAUAAAUGGGCCUAUCGGCGAGCGAGCCAUCACUUGCUCACACUCACAGUGGAGCACUGGAGCAGCAGAACAGAGCGAGCGAGUGAGAGCAGAGAGCAUGGGCUCAAUGGUGGCCAGCGUGGAGGAGAUCGGUGCGGCGGCGGCGCCACAGGCGGUGGAGCGCCGCCUGGGCGAGCUGCGGGCGACCUUCGAGAGCGGCAGGACCCGGCCCCUGUCGUGGCGGCAGUCCCAGCUGCGCGGCCUCCUCCGGCUCCUCGCCGACAAGGAGGAGGAGGCGUUCCGCGCGCUCCACGACGACCUCGGCAAGCACCGCGCCGAGGCCUACAGAGACGAGGUCGGCGUGCUCACCAAGUCGGCCAACGCCGCGCUGCGGGAGAUCGGGAAAUGGGCGGCGCCGGAGAAGGUCUGGGUGCCGCUGGUGGCGUUCCCGGCGAGCGCGCAGGUGGUGCCGGAGCCGCUCGGGGUCGUCCUCAUCUUCUCCUGCUGGAACUUCCCCUUGGGUCUGUCUCUGGAGCCGCUGAUCGGGGCCAUAGCGGCGGGGAACGCGGUGGCGCUGAAGCCGUCGGAGCUGGCGCCGGCCACGGCCAGGUUCCUGGAGGAGAACAUAGGCGAGUACCUGGACGCCACGGCGGUGAAGGUCAUCCAGGGCGGCCCCGCGGUGGGGGAGCAGCUCAUGGAGCACAGAUGGGACAAGGUCCUCUUCACCGGGUGCCCGCGCGUGGCGCGCGUGGUGAUGGCGGCGGCGGUGAAGCACCUGACGCCCGUGGCGCUGGAGCUGGGCGGGAAGUGCCCCUGCAUCUUCGACGCCGUUGCCGGCAGGAGGAACCUCCAGACCUCGGUGAACCGCGUGAUCUUCGCCAAGUGGUCGUCCUGCGCCGGCCAGGCCUGCAUCGCCAUCGACUACGUGCUCGUCGAGGAGCGGUUUGCGCCCACCCUGAUCAAGUUGCUCAAGUCGACGCUGAAGAGGUUCAUCGCCGACUCGGACCAGAUGGCGCGGAUCGUCAACGGGCGGCAUUUCCAGCGUCUGAGUAACCUCCUCAAGGACCCGGCGGUGGCGGCGUCCAUCCUGCACGGCGGCGGCUUGGACGCCAAGAACCUCAGGUCCAUCGAGCCCACGAUACUGCUGAACCCGCCGCUGGACUCCGCGAUCAUGACCGAGGAGAUCUUCGGCCCUCUGCUCCCCAUCAUCACGGUGAAGAAGAUCGAGGACAGCAUCGCGUUCGUGAGGGCGCGGCCGAAGCCGCUGGCCGUGUACGCCUUCACCGACAGCGCGCCGCUGAAGCGGCGGAUCGUGGAGGAGACGUCGUCGGGGAGCGUCACCUUCAACGACGCCGUCGUACAGUUCGGGGUGGACACGCUGCCGUUCGGGGGUGUGGGGCAGAGCGGGUUCGGGCAGUACCACGGCAAGUACUCGUUCGAGAUGUUCAGCCACAAGAAGGCGGUGCUGCGGCGGGGCUUCCUGGUGGAGGCCAUGCUGAGGUACCCGCCGUGGGACGAGCAGAAGAUCGCCAUGAUGCGCCACCUCUUCCGCUACGACUACGUCCGCUUCAUCUUCACCUUCCUCGGCCUGCGGAGAUGAAUACGGCCAUGCACCACGUCUCGGGCGCGACUGGAUGGGUUUGACGUAAGAAAUUGAUUAUUAUUUGAUGAGUGGAUGAACAAGUACAUGAAUAAACAGACCACGUUAGUUUGUAUAAGGAUUGCGUAGCAGGUUUGCACUCGGUACUUGCUAGUGUGCCAAUAAUAGAAUAAUGUUCUUUUUGCA
Messenger RNA from Aegilops tauschii subsp. strangulata, 1916 nucleotides. Its product is annotated as aldehyde dehydrogenase family 3 member F1. The record is from RefSeq and is a predicted model, not a curated record. Lineage: Eukaryota; Viridiplantae; Streptophyta; Magnoliopsida; Poales; Poaceae. Gene Ontology annotation, cellular component: cytoplasm. Gene Ontology annotation, biological process: aldehyde metabolic process. Gene Ontology annotation, molecular function: aldehyde dehydrogenase (NAD+) activity.